AAAAAAAGAGGAGGAAGAUAAGAAGAAAGAGGAAGAAGAAGAGGAGGAGGAAGAAGAAGAGGAGGGAGGGGGAAGCUCGUGCCCGUCUCCCUGCGCGCCCCGUGCCUUCCUUGCCAGGCGGAGCAGAGGGCAUCUGUGCCUGUGUCCUGCCUGGGGCCCCAGGAUGGGCAUCCUCUUCCGCGGGGGACUCCGGGGCUGAGCCCUGCGUCCUUCCUCCCUGCUUUGGCUGCCCCGCCCUGCCCUGCCGCCAGAUGGCGCCCUUGCCUUGGCUCUGGCCGUCCUUGGUCCUCCUCCUCCUCCUUCUCUCGGAGCAUCCGCAGCACACCUGGGUCAGAGCUAUGAAUGACAUUGGAGAUUAUAUAGGGUCAAACAUAGAAAUCUCUUGGUUACCCAAUUUGGAUGACUUGAUGAAAGGUUAUGCCCGGAAUUUCAGGCCUGGGAUAGGAGGGCCCCCUGUGAAUGUCGCCCUAGCUAUUGAAGUAGCCAGCAUUGACCAUAUCUCUGAAGUUAAUAUGGAAUAUACCAUGACUGUUUUCCUGCAUCAGAGCUGGCGCGAUGACCGGCUGUCAUACAACCACACUAAUGAAACUCUGGGCCUGGACAGUCGCUUUGUAGACAAGUUGUGGCUGCCGGACACCUUCAUAGUCAAUGCAAAGUCAGCCUGGUUCCACGAUGUCACGGUGGAGAACAAGCUCAUUCGGUUGCAGCCCGACGGGGUCAUUCUGUAUAGCAUCAGGAUUACCUCGACUGUGGCCUGUGACAUGGACCUAACCAAAUAUCCUAUGGAUGAACAGGAAUGCAUGCUCGAUUUGGAGAGCUAUGGUUAUGCCUCAGAGGAUAUUGUCUACCGCUGGUCUGAAAACCAGGAUCAGAUCCAUGGACUGGAUAAGCUGCAACUUGCUCAGUUCACAAUCACCAGUUACCGGUUCACGACAGAAGUGAUGAACUUCAAAUCUGCUGGCCAGUUUCCCCGACUGAGUCUCCACUUCCAUUUGAGGAGGAACCGAGGGGUUUAUAUCAUCCAGUCCUAUGUGCCUUCCAUCCUCUUGGUCGCAAUGUCCUGGGUUUCUUUCUGGAUCAGCCAGUCAGCUGUGCCUGCGCGAGUUUCAUUAGGUAUAACAACGGUCCUCACCAUGACCACCCUGAUGGUGAGCGCGCGUUCUUCGCUCCCAAGAGCUUCGGCCAUCAAGGCCUUGGAUGUGUACUUCUGGAUUUGUUACGUCUUUGUCUUUGCUGCGCUGGUGGAAUAUGCGUUUGCCCAUUUCAAUGCCGACUACAUGAAGAAGCAAAAAGACAAGCUAAAGACCAGCAGACAGUCAGCCGAGGUUAAUGUGAAGAACGCCAUAGUUAUGUUUUCCCUUUCAAUAGCCGGGGUCAACCAGGAGCUUGCCGUCUCCAACCGACAUCGCAGGGUCCCAAAAAACGUGCCUGGGUCCUCGGGCUCCGUGGAAGUUGAAACCGGAGAGACGAAAAAGCAACAAGAGGCUAAGCCUGAGAAGAAGACGGGCCUGAAAUCCCUCUUCAAGCCCAUUGACGCCGACACCAUUGACAUCUACGCCAGGGCAGUUUUCCCAGCGGCUUUUGCAGCCGUCAACGUCAUUUACUGGGUGGCUUAUACAAUGUGAGUAGGCAGACUAGAAGCAAAGUGUGCAAAUGGGCGACACGUCGGGCCAAAGCAGAAUAUUUUGCUAUCACCCAUGGAUAAAUCGAAGGUAAAAUUUAGAGGCACAUAGCAAAGGAUCUA
Molecule: messenger RNA, 1744 nt
Organism: Sceloporus undulatus (fence lizard)
Lineage: Eukaryota; Metazoa; Chordata; Lepidosauria; Squamata; Phrynosomatidae
Gene: GABRD
Product: gamma-aminobutyric acid type A receptor subunit delta
Exons: 9
Coding region: 252-1625 (457 amino acids)
Biological process (GO): chemical synaptic transmission; monoatomic ion transmembrane transport; nervous system process
Cellular component (GO): membrane; neuron projection; synapse
Molecular function (GO): extracellular ligand-gated monoatomic ion channel activity; GABA-A receptor activity; neurotransmitter receptor activity
Source: RefSeq, a predicted model, not a curated record